Molecule: messenger RNA, 468 nt
Organism: Eimeria acervulina
Lineage: Eukaryota; Apicomplexa; Conoidasida; Eucoccidiorida; Eimeriidae
Exons: 3
Coding region: 1-468 (155 amino acids)
Source: RefSeq, a predicted model, not a curated record
AUGUUGCUGCUGAAGAUAGGAUAUGAUAUUUUCUAUGCAACAGCACUGGGGGAGACAGCACUGCUGGCUUUAUGCGGAACGACAGCGGAGGUGCAGCAAGAGCAGCAGGGUGUAUGUACAGCUGAUACCCCUGCUGCUGCUUCUGCUGCUGCUGCUGCUGCUGUGGCUGCGGACUCGGCGAUUCUGCGGCUGCUGCUGCUGCGGUGCGACGAGCUGGAGCAGCAGCAGCAGCAGCAGCAGCGCCAACAGCAGCGGUCUGCAGCUUUUUUUGGGGUGUCACCUUCAGCAGCAGAUCCGGGAGCAGCAAAGCAACAACAGCAGCAGGAGCAGCAGCAGCAAAACAAGCAGCCCCCUGUGUCUGACUCGACAGAGACAUCUGCGAGUUGCUGCUGCAGCACGGAGCAACAGCAGCAGCACCAACGGCGACAGACGCAGCAGACGCAGCAGACGCAGCAGCAGCAGCAGUAG